Cornus florida is the source of this 2314-nucleotide messenger RNA. RefSeq lists its product as uncharacterized. Bases 321 to 1886 code for a protein of 521 amino acids. Lineage: Eukaryota; Viridiplantae; Streptophyta; Magnoliopsida; Cornales; Cornaceae. The record is from RefSeq and is a predicted model, not a curated record. Gene Ontology annotation, biological process: protein transport. The transcript is spliced from 7 exons.
CCUCUGGAAUAAGGCCAGGCAAGCCCACAGGAUGAAUCUUGGUCCUGGUCGGCAAUAGACCACAAAGUCCACCACGGCGCACUUUAGAAAUUGGUAGUUCUACAGUACGCAUCAUCUUUCCAAUCAUCGUCUCAAAGACAAAAACUAUAUCCAAGUCUCCAAGAGUAAUUAGAAUAUACAUAUAUAUAUAUAUAUAUAUAGAUCCUUCGUCAGCAAGUAAAAUUGGGGGUGGGGGAAUUAAACGCGUCCCAUCCGUUUAUAGAGGAGCAGGUAAUAGGGGUUGCGAAUUGUGAUCUGUGAGCUUCUGGAGUGGUUCAGUCAUGUCGAUGCUCGAUUCCUUAUUCAACAAGGGCUUCAAAGCGGCUAGAUGUAAGACCCUACUAAAACUGACGAUUCCACGCAUAAAGUUGUUGAGGAAUAGGAGAGAGAUACAGAUAAAGCAGAUGCGACGAGACAUUGCGAAGCUUCUUGAGACUGGUCAAGAAGCCACAGCUCGGAUUCGGGUUGAGCAUAUUAUAAGAGAAGAGAAAAUGAUGGCUGCACAAGAAAUAAUUGAGCUAUUUUGUGAGCUUAUUACUGUCCGUCUUCCAAUUAUUGAAACACAGAGGGAAUGUCCUUUGGACUUGAAAGAAGCAAUAUCAAGUGUCUGUUUUGCUGCACCAAGAUGUGCUGAUCUGCCAGAGUUGAUGCACGUUCAUAUGUUAUUUGCUACCAAAUACGGGAAGGAAUUCGUAUCAGCUGCGACUGAGCUCAUUCCAGAAUGUGGUGUCAAUCGCCAGUUAAUAGAAUUGCUCUCUGUUCGUGCUCCUGCUCCUGAUGUGAAACUGAAGCUACUGAAGGAAAUUGCAGAAGAGCACGAGUUGGAUUGGGAUCCUGCUGCCUCUGAAACAGAAUUAUUGAAGCCACACGAAGACCUACUGAAUGGGCCAACACAGUUCGUUAGUGGGUCUAAAUUGCUGCUUCCCAAAGAAAAGCAUGAUGAGACAUUGUACUCUGCAUUCGAACAAGCCCCCAUUGAACAGUCUGAUUCUGAUGCAGACAUCGACCCAUUAGAUCUUCCUGCAGUUCCCAAGGCAUUGGUACGGCCAACUGGGGAUACUGUCUCAGCACCAGAAACAACACUCCCUGAGAUCAAUCAUGAAUCAGCCAAAAAUGAUGGAAAGAAUGAGAAUCUAUUACAUGAACCUCACUUGGAGCCAGAGGAAGUGUUGCAGGAGACAUCAGUUGCAACUAAAAUUGAAUCUCCCAAUACUGCAGUUUGUCCUACGGAAGAGAAGCAGUUUGUGCCUUUCAUAUCUCCUCCAUCACUGUCUUCUAAAUCAUUUUCCACCAAACAAAGUGAUCCGCGUUCCUUCCUUUCAAGGACCAAAAGUGAGGCCAACGUAGAUUUGCAGGAUGUAUUGGCUGCUGCACAGGCUGCAGCUGAAACAGCUGAACGGGCAGCUGCUGCUGCUCGCUCAGCUGCCAGUCUUGCUCAGGUAAGAAUCAGUGAACUUGUCAGGAAAAAGAGCGAGGAGACCAGUGAUUGCAGCACUGAGAAUCCGUUCCAUGAAGACACUAUUCAAUCAACUGAGACAAAGAUGCCACAUCUAGAUCAUCAAAACUCUUCUGGUUUUUUAAAUAGUUUUUCCAAUCCCCCAAGCUCUCACCAAGACCACGAAAAACCCCCGGGGCAACAGCCAUCUGAUGUUCCUACAUAUGACAAUCCCAAAGUUGAAUUUGAUUCUUUUCCCAGCAAUCAUGUUCUUGGACAUGAGCCUGAAUACAGCCAGUUUCAGAGGUUGACCUCUUUGGACGAUGAGACCGACUUCUCGUACCCAAACUUGUUUGGAUCACAGGAUUCAAAUCUCGGGUCUGGUGUUCGUCCAUCAACAGAUAAGUCUUGAUCAACCCAUGAACUUUGAGUGGGACUUUCUAUCAAUCAUACAGCUCUCUGUAGCUUAUGUCAUGCGUAUUCUAUAUUGUGCAGUAAAUUUUCUAUUGCCAAAUUAUGGUACCAGUUUGAGUGUUGUGGCUGCCUUUGUGUUCAUGAAAUGUAGGGUUAAGAACAUUCAACUGCUUCUGCAAAAGAUGAGCCAUCCGGGGCGGUUUGUUGUUCAUCCUAAGUGAGCUUUUAGGAACAUUUGAUGUGUAAAAUGCCUUAAUUUAUAGAUGGGAAUAAGGUUUUCUUCAUUCCUUUCACAGGUAUGUUUUUUUGUGAUUAUCUUGGUAUAAAUAAAUUCUCAUACAACAUGAUGUAAAAUAUAUCUCACCAUAUUUCAGUAACCAGCAAUAGCCUUUUGUUAACGAAAUUCAAUUAUUUUGUUUUGAGGAA